Molecule: messenger RNA, 8944 nt
Organism: Acanthaster planci (crown-of-thorns starfish)
Lineage: Eukaryota; Metazoa; Echinodermata; Asteroidea; Valvatida; Acanthasteridae
Product: TNF receptor-associated factor 3-like
Biological process (GO): regulation of canonical NF-kappaB signal transduction; signal transduction; regulation of apoptotic process
Cellular component (GO): cytoplasmic side of plasma membrane; plasma membrane signaling receptor complex
Molecular function (GO): tumor necrosis factor receptor binding; zinc ion binding
Source: RefSeq, a predicted model, not a curated record
CAAAGCAUGUGACCACGUGAGGGGGCAGUCCCAAAGCUCGAAAAUUCCGUUGGAUGCGAGAAGCAUGCGAGAAGAAACACACACACGUAUGAACAAUGAGAGUGAAGUCCUGCUAUCUGUACUACUUCUGAUUAGUGAAAUCAUCACUGGUAGUACCAUCAAAGUUCAAGUGGAUUCCACAUGGCCUCCAGUGCAUCCUCACUUGGGCCGUUACAGACUGACGUACUCUUUUCUGGCCAUGCCAGCUUCAGCCCGUCGAUCAGCACCACUCCGCCUCAGUCUCUACUGGAGACAGAGGGCAUACCCCUGGAGACUUUCAUCGAUGAGCUGGACCAGCAGUUCAGGUGCAUCCUUUGCAAGAAGGGCCUGCGAUGGGCGAUGCAAGCGGGGUGCGGCUGCAGGUCCUGCUAUGGGUGCCAGUACAGAUUCAACAAGGAUCUCGGGGAGGAGCUGACAUGCCCACAUUGUGGGGAGGCCUUCCUCAAGCAAGAAAUUGUCAAGGACAAUUUUGCCAGGAAGAAGUUGGAGAAAUGGAAAGUGUACUGCGCCAACAGAGCGCGGGGAUGCAGAGAGCAGAUGCUGUUGAAGAUGAUGGACAAGCACUUGCAGCAGGAGUGCGACUAUGAGGUGAUCAGCUGCAUGUACCACAGCAAGGGGUGCCUGAAGCGCGUUCAAAGAAACCAGCUGGUCCAACACUUGGAAAAGGAAUGUGCCUUCCGCCGGCAAAAGUGUGGAUACUGUGGUGAUGAGAUCAUAGUGAAUGAACUGGAGUUACAUGAGAAAGAGUGUAAGAAAUUUCUGGAUACAUGCCCGAACAAGUGUGGAGAAGAACUCAUCCAUAAAGAGAAAAUGCAAGAGCACAUCACAAAAACCUGCCCUCUGGAAGUGAUCAGGUGUUUUUUCACACCAUUUGGAUGCUCUUACAAAGAGGAACGGAGAACGAGAAAGAUGGAUUCACACAUGUCUGAGUACCAAGUCUACCACUUGCAAAUAGUCACUGAGCACAUCAAGAAUAUGGACUUAGUUCUAAAUGAGUUGCGGCUUUUCAAGGACCAGGGAAAAAAGAUGGCCACGGAAGGCAUGACCGAAAAGAUGCAGGGGCUGGAAAUCAGUGGUGGUUUGAAGCAGUCACUCGCAAAAUUCGAGAAACAGAUUCGGGAUUUGCAGAAAAUGAUCGCACCACGUGUGGAGCAGAUUGACAGCCUGGAAGACAACAUCAAUAAAUUGGCCAAGCAGGAGACGGUGAUGGAAAUACAGAAGAGCCUCAAACCCAUUGAGGAGGACCAGACUGCUAUGAAGAGUCGCAUCUUGGCACUGGAGCAGCGUCAGAAGCCUGGCAGCAGUGACAGUAAUAUAACUGGCGAGACCUCAGUAACCAUGACUGGUGUGACUACCAGUGCAUUGUCUGCAAGCUCUUCGCGCCUGACGACUAUGGAGAACCAGAUGGGCAUGCAUGCAGUGCGCAUAGCUGAGCAUGACCUGCGGUUCCAGGUCUUAGAAACAGCCAGCCAUGACGGGACACUUCUCUGGAAGAUCAAGGAUUUUGCCCGUCGCAAGCGCGAUGCGGACAUUGGAAAGACCCUGUCACUCUACAGCCAGCCGUUCUACACCAGCCGCUAUGGGUACAAGAUGUGUGCCCGCAUCUACCUGAACGGGGACGGCAUGGGAAAGGGGACCCAUGUCUCACUUUUCUUUGUCGUGAUGAGAGGUGACUGUGAUGCAUUGCUACCCUGGCCGUUCCGUCAAAAGGUUACUCUGAUGCUGUUGGACCAGGACACUGGCCGGCGCCACUUGUCGGACAGUUUCCGGCCGGAUCCUGCCUCGUCCAGUUUCGGCCGGCCCACGACCGAGAUGAACAUCGCCUCGGGCUGCCCGUUGUUUGUCUCCCAGUCAGUGCUGAGCGACCCUGCUUAUGUCAAGGAUAAUGUCAUGUUCAUAAAGGUGAUUGUAGACGUCUCCGAUGUGGUGAAGCCCUAGUCUAAAUUGUCUGGACUCAUUCUUGGGUUUUGACAGAGGUUUGGGGAAACAGUUAGGGCCAUGGGGGAUAAAUUGUCAUGUUUUGAGCAUCAAUACUUCGGCUGUAAUGGACCCUCUAGAAAACCCUUUAUAUCCUUUCAGGAGUUAGGUAUUUAGUAAAAUGCUUGUCUUUGUUCUCAUUGUUUAGCAUCUAUGCUUAGGCUGCAAUGGACCCUUUAGAUAACCCUGUAUAUCCAAUUAGGAGUUAAGUAUUAAGUGAAGAGUUUGUCUUUUUUCUCGUUGAAUUUGUUACAUUAAUAAAACUCUGCAACUCCAGCUCAAAAUAUCAAUAGAAGUUUAAAAAAUAGCAUUUUUUUUCUCCUUUGCUUUUUAUUUGAUUAUUUUUAAUUAUUGUCAUGCUGAUUGAGUUCUUUUCCAGCUCAAAAGUAGAAUAGAAAUUAUUCAAAUAACAGUUGCCUUGUUGAAAGAGCCCACAUGCUUUUGUCGCUUCACUGCAUGAUUUUUUUACACUGGAUAUUUUUCAAGUGUGGUCGUGUUACUAGUCAAAUUUGGGAAACCGAGGCUGUUUGACCCUGCUCUAUUUCCAUUUGUGUUCCAUCAUUUUUUUCACCCAUUUUCCUCUCCAAAGCUUGUGUUGUCUCAGCACCAUCCCAUCUCUAAUAUGAGAGUCUGCUUGUAAGGAGUGGUCAAGUUAUCAAAUAAUGUACUCACAUUACUCACACGAACAUUCAGACAUCACUUUAACUGCACUCACUGUGGAGUGCAGGGUACAUUUAGAAUGCAAAAAACACACACACAAAAAAGAAAAUCCAGGCAAUCAUACUUAACAAAGACCAGACUAGUUUCAAAACGUGCAGAAGCCUCUGUUAUCUAUAUGGCAUGACUGGACUCCCUGAUUUGGCACACUUAUUACUCCAAUUAUUUGAAGUGCCUAUUAAUGGUUUGCAGAUAAGUGUCAACAGGUUGGUAAUUAAAAUUAAAUACAUAUAUGCUCUCGACCAUUCACUUUUCCAUCUUCGAAAUCAGUAAGGCUGUUUGUUGAUUUUGAUGGGCAUAAUCAGGUAGGUCCGCUGUAUCAACAACAUCACCGACCGUAGUGUACAAUUCAAGCAACUGCUAAUUUGGCAAAUUCUGAUUGGCCCGACACUUUAUAUGAACUUUUGACUUUCACUCCCUUUCCAAAAAAUAUAUAUAUAAGAAUAAAGAAUGAUGGCGUGGUUUUUAAACUAGUUCCUUUAAAAACCAGCCUGGGGCUUGGGAUAAUACUGGACUGAGCUGAAAUCUAGGUCAUUUAUUAUCCCCAUGCUAGUCUCUGGUUUUAAACAUGCCCCAUCAAACUUUCAUUCCUGAAUGAACCAAAAGAUGUGAACACAUUUUUUUUAAAUGCUGUUGAACUGUUUCAGGUGUAUAACCCUCGGUUUGUUGUGCACUGUAAAACACUUAUUUUAGUUUUGGAGUCAAUGUGCACAGAUUGUAUGAGAAACUUGUUGCCAGUUUAGCACUUCCUGAAUUUCACAUCCAUUAGAGAGCAAGAUACGACACCUCUGCCCGGAUAGCAAGUUUGGUCAUCUUGUGAACUAAACCCUGAUUCCAGUCAGUCAAGAAGAGGCUUAGAUGUCAAGACAAGAUCACGAUUUGGUGGAUAUUAACUGACAGAAGUUAAGGAAAAUGCCACUGCUAAUCUACCUUCUCUGAAGUCUGUCUUCGCUCUGAGGAUUCUUGUUUCCUAAUUCUUAGAUUUAGUGCCUUAAUUCUCCUCGAUUCUUCCACUGGGAGAUUUUUCUUUGUAAGGAUUUCAUGGAGCAUAGAACUUUUCCUUUGACGUGUUUGGACAUGCUGCAUUAUUGGUCUCCUGCACAGCGAAGGAUUUUGAAGGGUUAAAAAAAAAAGGUUCUUGCUAUUUAAAAACAAAAAGUACCUUGGGGUGAUCAGUGCACCAAGCGAGUAAGGCUUGGACUAGUCCAGAAUGUUGUAGACUCAGUUUCAAGUUCUACCCAAGAAUAAUAACUUUACCCUCAAAAUGGACUCGAAAUUGUCAGGUUACAAGGAGGCGUAAUCAUCCAUUAUAACAUAACACGUAUUGAAGUCUUAAAAAUUCUCCCAGGUUUGAAUCAAUAUUCUGACUUUUUCCGAAACUUAUUCCACUGAGCACACAUUCUGGUAUAAAUUUGAGAUCUCUCUUCUCUGGAGGACAAAUUCAUCGAGCAUGUUCUGUAUUUCAAAUAUGUUGUCUUAUCUGGACUCGCAAGUAUAUGUGGAUUUUUCUGGCUCUUGUAAUUUACCUCAUUUUACUCAGUUCAUGAUAGUUUGAAAGGCACCGAUAGAUCGAAGCUACUUCUUUUGACUGGUUUUCAAGAUGGAAAAGUGAAAAAUGGUAAUUUUUAUGAAUGAGAGAGGCCAUCAACCUUACCCUCUAAACUUUUUUUUUUUUUUUCACCAGAGUAUUUCUUGGAUUUACCAAAUUGCAAAUGCUGCCUGCAAAAAAUUACACAUACGGUGAACAAAAUUAGAAUGCCAUGACUGACACCACGUUGUGACACCUGGUGUGUCCAUGUGACUGACUCAAAACCAUCUAGAAUGAGGUGUUGGAAUUUGGUGGGUUUUGUUAGGCAUGGCUGCCUACCUAGACUAGGUGCUUGUUGAGUGGGGUUGAACUCCAUUUAGCUUGAAAUAAUACGAUGUUCUUUUUCAAGGUCUCUAAAAGUUGGAUUUCGAUCCUGGGACAGGAUUUAGUCCCUGUUUCAGGUGGCAAUGGGAGCUAAGUGUGCCAUUCAUGUAGACACUUUGAUGCUCUUUCAAAAUAUUUAUCCAAAAUUAACAGCCAUUUUCUUCUUCACAAAUUCAAAUAAGGGAGUCUAGCCACACACAUCUUUGGUCUGGGGUCCUCACAAUGCACAAGGCAUUUGAUACAUGUACACCCAACACACCAAUCAUGCGGAGACGUACUAAAGCCUUUUAGGUCAGUCCAUAUUUUCUCAGCACAGUGCCAGCCAGCUUAUUAGUCCUGAAUAUUGCAGCAGUGCUCAGGGGCAGACCCAGGACAAGUUAUGGAAGGAGGGGAGUUUGGACAUUUUGUUAUUUAGCACUUUAGGACCUGUCUGAGAAGUGCUUGGGGAGGAAUGGAAAUGAAAAAAUCUCCUGAUGUUUUCAAACCCAACCAAAUUGGGGGAGGGGGGUUGGCCCUCAUGGCACCCCCUUUCCUCAUUAGUUAAUGAAUGAUAGGGCAUGGAAUAUUUGUACACGGCAGAGGAGUUAAGAUCAUGCUUGAGAAGAACAGAGACUGGGCAGGAUUUUAACCACCAACUUGCUGCACGCUGUGCAGGCCCUCAACAAACUGAGCUAUCCAUCCCCGUGCUGGCAGUCUCCUGGUGUGUUGCUAGCUUUGGCAUGGGGACACCUGUCACUCUUAGAGGCUAUUUGACAAACCAAGAGACUGUCAACAAGGGGUUAGAAAUGACAGCUGGUAGAGCACCAGUACUGUGUCCUGCGGGUGGGCAGUUCAAGUCCUGCACUUGUCAGCAUUCAGUAUUGGCCCUGGAAUUUCAACUUUGUUGGCAGUGUGUUACAGCUUCAAACACUGACUCUUGGGAGGAGAGAGCUUGAAACACGAUUACAUGGUCAACUACCAAGAUAACUCAUUUGAAGUUGUCAUCGUCAUGCAUAUGCACACAACGCAGCUCCAGGUUGUGACACGUUGAUGUACAUGCUAUGACAAUGUAUGGACCAUGUGUCCUGAGAUGUCACAAAAAGUUAAUCACUUGGAAACCAUUAUUUUGGCAACCAUUACACAUAUAUCAUGUCAACUGUCACCUCUGAAUCACGUCUUAUGACAAUGCAUGCAAAUUGGGAGAAGGCUAUGAGUGAAGACAUUUUGCGAUGUGACCACAGAAUCCAAUGUUUUAAAUCAAUGUCCCAUGGUACUGGGUUUGCUGAUUGUCUUUCUUUCCAAUUGUUUUGUUUGUGUUUGUUUUGUCCUACCCUUUUGGGCUUUGGUCAUUUUGUCUGAUUUGUCAGGAUUUUCUGGAUCUCAGGAUUGUUGACCUCCAAAAGUUUGAGGUUAAAUCUUGCAGGUUUUACUGCUUUGUAUAAAAGACCAUGUUCAAGGCUCAGACAGAAGAUUUAUCCGUUUUGAGAGAAAAGACCCCUUCUUCGUCAUGGAAAGCCCUACAAUAGUCAAAUACAGUAUUUUAAUGCUGUCAUUGUUACACCUAUCACCAGGAUGUUUUUUGGAUUUUCAUCCUUAAUCUCAUUUGAAACAUAAAAUGCAGAUGGAAACAUUUAAAAGUUCCUUUCCCUUCAUUUCCCUCCAUUUCUAAAUCUCCUGUUACAUCUUGACCCAGGUCUCAAGCUUUUUUCCCAACUACAGUAGUGGUAAAGGCAUGAGUUCUUGCUCCAUCACAUCUGAAAAUCCAUCCUUGUCUCCUUCAUCAGCUUAAGUAGGGGUAAAGGCAUGAGUUCUUGCUCCAUCACAUCUGAAAAUCCAUCCUUGUCUCCUUCAUCAGCUUAAGUAGGGGUAAAGGCAUGAGUUCUUGCUCCAUCACAUCUGAAAAUUCAUCUUUGUCUCCUUCUUAAGCUUAAGUAGGGGUAAAGGCAUGAGUUCUUGCUCCGUCGCUUCUGAAAAUCCAUCCUUGUCUCCUUCAUCAGCUUAAGUAGGGGUAAAGGCAUGAGUUCUUGCUCCAUCACGUCUGAAAAUCCAUCCUUCAUAAGCUUGCAUGUGAGCUGAUAUCCUUUUUUGAUGUAAAACAAGUUUGUAGAUAAUUAUAUUUUAAAGUAAAUUCUGAACCUUACCUCCCCCUCCCCAUUACUGAAGCUGUGAAGUCCAAAAUGGGCCAAGGAAAUCCCCAUCCUAACAUUUCUCCUACUCCCUCCAAAAACCGAAGAAUGAGUCCUGUAUAUGAAGACAACUACGCUGCACCAAACGGUGCCGCUGAAAACUGACAGAAGGCCCAGGGACUAGGAGGAAGCAAUGCUUGUGCUGUCCACAAUGAAAUUAUUCUGAGGUGUCCUGUGGCAGCUGGGCUCCAAUCAAAAAAGUUAAUUUGCACAUCAUGCAAAUGUUAAGAAGCCAAAAUUUGUGCAGUUGCGUCAGUCUGCUUGCUGACGACAGUGGUGUACGUGAAGCUCAUUUCGGCACACCCAGCAUUACAACUUUUGUCGUGGUGCAUGCACAGAAUCAUUCUGAAACAGACUUCACUUGGUAGUGAGUCUUAUCCAGUCUUCAUUUGCAUGGAGUGUGAACCAAACUUUUAUUGCAUGAAGUAGAAAGGAAAAUUCACUGAGGUCCCCUUGCUGUUUUUGCGAUCUCAGGGUUGGAUUUGAGCUCAGUUUGAAGCUUUCAAAAUCACACAUUAAUAUAAAGCGACCAACCAGCCUAAGCAAUCGCUGCCACAUCUAUAUUUCAGUUGAGCCAAGCUGGGUUAGCAUUUGUGGGUAAAAUAAGAUCAGUGGUAGAUUCAGCAUUUCCGAAGUUUUUUUUUGAGGGGGGGCUCACUAAACUGGAAGGGAAGCACUUGAAUUGGGUUUUAGUGGUCAUCUGGGUGACAGUUUCUGUCUUCAUAGCGACGAAAAACAACUAACUGACAGCAGAAGAAAUGGGGAAGAGGCAAAAAACACCUUAAAGAAUAAAUGGGGGAGGGAGCUGGGCAUCCAUGGGUAGCCUGGGACUUAUUCAAAUCAUUCACAGUGUGCCGACGGGCGAGGGGGUGCUCCCCUUUCAACACUGCUGGAUCUGCUAGUACUGCUACUGAAGAUCAUAGCCUACUCACAAUUGGAAGAAGUUUGGAAGAAGAGGAACAUGUUUCAACCAAUUAAAGAUUGCCUAGGUUCUGUCAAGUAUUAAAGCGAAUGACAGAGCCUUGACGUUUGUGCGAAGAACACCAAGCACUUCUGAUAUGUCUUGACUGAGACUUGCCAACUUAGGUUGUCAAUGAAGACUGUCCCAAGCGGGCAGUAUUUUUUGGCUGUGGCUAUUCACCAUGGUGCACAAAUGUAAAAAAAUAAGCCAUAGCCAUAGUCACAGAAUACUUGGUUUGAACAACAGUUAAUUGAAUCAGGAAAGAGUCAAUACAUUGCAUGGUAUUCACAUUCCAAAAGGACAUAUCUAUUAGAUGACCCUGUCUCGGAGCAUUGAAAUAAACUGUCAAUCUUUUUGUCUCUCAGUAACUGAAAAGAUUACUCAUUAAGAGUGGGGGCAAAGAAAUUUUGGGGGGAUUGACAAAAAGUCCUUCACAAAGUUACUUAUUAAAGUAUGACCCAGACUUCUUGCAAGCGUGCUGCCCUCUGUUCUAUAUUUUUGAUCAGCUUUGAAAUUAAAGGUCCGUUUUAGCUACUUUUCCAUCAAAAUACCAGCCCACAAUCAUUUUAGACAAGUUGGCCCAUGGCUUUUGAAAUUCUAAUCAGGAAUUUGCCAAUUAAUCUCUUUUCAUGGGCCACUCGCUAUUUUUCAAAAUUGUGCUGUUGCUGACGAGCAAAUCAUUGAAAGGUUGCAACCAUACUGCAAAGAUGCAUGUGAAACUUGUGUACAAUUUGUAGAUGUUUGUAUUUAUGUGUAAUUUGUGCAUUUGUUGGGACACAGACAGUCACUGAAGACUUUUUUUUUCCUGGUGGGUAGUUACUCUUCACUGUUGUGUGCUGUACGAAUCUCCAAGUAUGCCCAUGGGAUGUAUAACAUUGCAGGCCUGUAUCAACAUCAGGUGCAUGCCUCAUACCUGUAAAUACAUCUAAUAAGCCAUUUCCGAGUUAUCUGACUGCACAUAAACAUAAAAUUUGAAUUCCCCAGACUAAAGACACUGUUGCUAUACCUCGUGAUUCCAGGUAAGCUUUGACAUAACGACCACCAUCUCAGGAAUGGACUGGUUCCUUUGUGCCCUUUGUAACCAUUGAGGACAGUAUAUUGUUGCAAGGCGUCUCGUAUGUAACUAAGCAAAAGCUUGCCCCAAAUCACGAGGUAUAGCAACAGUAGUUUUAG